Messenger RNA from Capsicum annuum, 1355 nucleotides. RefSeq names its product deubiquitinase DESI2-like. Lineage: Eukaryota; Viridiplantae; Streptophyta; Magnoliopsida; Solanales; Solanaceae. The coding region runs from base 241 to 1053 and encodes 270 amino acids. The transcript has a single exon. Gene Ontology annotation, molecular function: deubiquitinase activity. The record is from RefSeq and is a predicted model, not a curated record. Gene Ontology annotation, biological process: protein deubiquitination.
AUUUAAAAAGUUUUUUCAACAAUACAUGACUUUAAGAACCAAAUACAGCGUGACAUGAUAUAUCAUCUAAAAGUUUAAAUUCUCACAAUUUUCGCCCUGGCCACACAUAACCCAAACGAACAUACCAAGAAAAAUCUUGCAAGCGAAAAGCAGUCCUUAUUAAUAACCAAGAGGGCUCUUCAUUUAUUUACCUUCACCACAAACACAAAGAGAAAAACAUACUCCUACACAGUGAUCAAUAUGGCUGAAGUAGUACUGUACGUUUAUGACAUGACCAAAAGCGGCCACGGCCACGACGCCCACAACUUCAGCAUAGUUCAAAUGAACAAGCUCCUCAAAGACGGUGUCAAUUUCGGGGGCAUCUUCCACACUGCUGUCCAAAUCUACGGCAACGAUGAAUGGGCUUACGGCUAUCGCAGCAAGGGGACCGGCGUCUUCAACUGCCCAGCUGGCAAAAACCCCAGCUACACCCUUCGCGAGAAAAUUAUACUAGGUAGAACAGAGUGUUCCCCUUCCAAAGUCAAUAAAAUGUUGAAGGAGCUUAGUGACUCAUGGCCAGGGAACAAGUACAACAUCGUGUCAAGAAACUCGAAGCAUUUCAGCAACGAGUUGUUGGAGAGACUGGGAGUACCUAAGCUGCCGAGUUGGGUGAAUAGAGUAACAAAUAUAGCAGAUGCUGCAAAGGGAGCAGCGGGGACUCUGAUUAAAGCCAAAGACGAAGCAUUAAAGCGUGUGUUGAAUCCUAUUGAUUUCGCUUUCGGAAGUGGAUCGAAGAAAUCGACUAGUGCUAAAUCAGUGAAAGCUACUCCUUCUGAGUUUAAUAUCAACAUUAGUUUUUUUACUGAAAACUUUAAGGUGUCUGCUCCUGAUAUACAUAACGAAGAAGAUAAUAUCGGGCCUGUUGUCCAAGCUAUUGAGGAAGGGCCUAAUGAUGUUAUUCCCAUAGUUGAAGAGCCUGCCGAUGAUGAUGAUGAUGAUGAUGAGCCUGUUAUCCACAAAGAUGAGGGGUCUAGUAGUACUGUUAUUGACAAGCCCGUGCCCAUGCAUGCCUGAGUUUGCACUGGGAAAAAUAAUUUGGCCGUUGAUUGUAAAUUACUCAUAGUUCUAUUCCUCACCCCCACCCCCACCCCCACCCCCACCCCCAUCUUUUUGUUUUCAAAAUUGGUCUGUUUAUGUGUCGUGUGAGAUAAGGUGUUUUUUUUUUGGUGUCUGUGUGUUCUACGUAUAACAAUGUUUGUGUGGGAUAUAGUUUUACAUGAAUUCGUCUUUUUUUUAUUUUUUCUGCUUUGUAGGAGUAUUUUGUUUUCGUGACUUUUUAUUAUGAUCAGAUAAAUUAAAGCCAGUUGAUCGUCGUA